GAAGGUGGACAGCUGAGAGCUUGCCGUGGGGUUUUGUCAUUUGGGUUGUGCACUGUUAGAGCACCAUGCAACACUGAACCCCUUGUUAGGUUUUCAGAGACACAGAAUUUAAAUGACAGUACGGAGGCUUUGCAGACCCUGGAGACACAAGUAAAGUACUUUAUCAAGCAGAAUGAAGACCAUUUCUGUCUUCUGCUAUCUUCUUUAUGCUGCUGGGAUCACCGGUGCAAGCAUCAACGUGGAGGCUGUCGAAGGGCAAGAAGUCUCGUUCCAGUGUUCACACAAGUAUGCAAGGACCAACCACAAGUACCUCUGCAAGGCUCUGUGUAAAAACAGAGAAGACGUACUGGUCACUGUGCACGCCGGUGGACGAGCGGCGUCGGGGGGGAUCACUCUGGUGGACUCGGGGGACGGCGUCUUCACUGUGACCUUCAGUCACCUCCAGCUGUCAGAUUUGGGGCAAUACUGGUGUGCAGUGGAGCGAUUGGGCUUCGAUACAUUCACUAAAGUGCAGGUGACUGUAAAGGAAGCUCCACUCACUACUCAGAAGCAAGCGGUUGCAAGAGAUACAACUGAAGCCACAUGGACAUAUCCCGGAACGUCCCUCUCAACAGAAUUAACACCUGCAACGGACACACGUUGGCCUGCAACCCUUUCCACAGGCCCCGUGUUGUGCACCACUGUCGGAACUGUUGCCGCUCUCACUAUUUUGAUGCUGGCAACCGUCAGGAAAUGCAGAAAAAACGCAAAAGCUCCACCAAAGGUCUGCUCAAACAGCCCAGUGAGUGCAGAAGAAGGAGAGGAUGACUGUGAGUACGAUGACAUUAGGGACAACGUGCACUCAGUGAAAACCACAUCUGGGCUUUUCUCUUACUGUCCCUCCCCGAAGCGGAAGCCAGCGACAGCAGUCGAACGUAGCGUCCCGCUUCCCAUUUAUGAAAACACCCGUCGCUACAAACCCAACAAACAAUCUAGACUCUCCGCUGCAAAGCUGCACGACCAAUAUGAGGCCAUCUCCAGCAUCUAUGUCACUCCUUUGCCACAUGUAUAUCCAAAAGAACGGGCAAAGAAGAUGGAAAACACACACACAUGACACAAGCAGACCUGCAGUGAGCAGCAGGAGCUUUGGUCUUCAUGUGUUAAACACACUGAGUUAUGGACACUGAGGCACAACUUCACUGCACCUCCUGCGAGGCUGGCUGAGUGUGAAGAUAUUAUCAAGUAUUCGUUGUGGACCCUGUGUGUGUUGGUGGCGUCUAUGUCAGGACACAAUGUACGUGUGUGUGUGUGUGUGUGUAUACACGUUUGCUAAUGUGUUUGCGGUGAGUGAGUGCGUGUGAGGAUGGGGGGGCUUUCACAUUUCUGAAGUGUUAAGAUAUGCCUAAAAAUAAACAUGAAUGCUUCUGUGUCAGAGCUUCUAAACC
Molecule: messenger RNA, 1424 nt
Organism: Pungitius pungitius (ninespine stickleback)
Lineage: Eukaryota; Metazoa; Chordata; Actinopteri; Perciformes; Gasterosteidae
Product: CMRF35-like molecule 5
Exons: 5
Coding region: 173-1093 (306 amino acids)
Cellular component (GO): plasma membrane
Molecular function (GO): transmembrane signaling receptor activity
Source: RefSeq, a predicted model, not a curated record